Molecule: messenger RNA, 3462 nt
Organism: Plasmodium knowlesi strain H
Lineage: Eukaryota; Apicomplexa; Aconoidasida; Haemosporida; Plasmodiidae
Product: conserved Plasmodium protein, unknown function
Exons: 1
Coding region: 1-3462 (1153 amino acids)
Source: RefSeq, a predicted model, not a curated record
AUGGCAUGGAAAAGGGAAGCGGCAUCGUGGCCGCGCGUGAUCCUGGUAGCGACCCUUUUCUCAUUCCUGUGUAGCGUUCUGCUAGCCCUAAGGAUAAACAAAGAGGAUGGAUUUAUAAAUAAACUUGAAAAUGACAGUGAAGUCAAGGUAUCCACAGUUGUAUUUAACAUGAGAGACGAAAAAAUGUACGUCGAUGACGAACAUUUUGAUAAUCUCAGAACGUUGCAAAAUAUGUUACUCCACUGUUUUAAGACAACCGAAAAGAAAUUAAUCCUCAAGGAUAUAGGAAUAGAUAAUGUCAAGUACCUUUUCUAUGAAAAUUUUAAAAAUGAGGUGUAUGAAUACUUCAAGCUAUUUUUUAAGUUCAUAAAGGAAAAUUUCCCUUACUUUACCAAAAGGUUACAGGAAGAAAAAAAAAAUAAUAAUCUAAGUGAGGAAGAUUAUCUCUCCAAUGAUAAGUUACAGGAACUUCUAGAAGACGUAAUCAGUUACGAAAUAGAAAAAAAUGCAUUUUAUUUUGAGAAGUUGGUUCAAUUUAUUACUCUCCGAAAAUGCUUUACCAUGAACAUUUCUGCCAACGUAGACAACACAGCAAAGCUCAUCCUCCUUUUGAUGGAAGUUGAUUCCAAAAAGAAACAAGUCCACUUCAAGCUUAAAAACAAUAUAUCUGCAGAGGAACUUCAAGGACAGCAACAACAACAUCGACAACCACAGCGACAACAACACAACCACAACAACACAACAACAACACAACAACAGCAACGACAACAACAACAAAGACAACCGAAACAAUUAUCAUCCCAUGCCGGAGGAGCACCACCAUCUGCAGGGGAAGUACCCGUCCUAGAAACUACGAUAAAUCCACCGAGGACAGGCAACCUCGUCAUGCGAACGAACAAAAAUAUGUCUUUGCCAAUGAGCUACUUCAAAAAUUUAUGUAUUAAAAAUAAUUUUCAAGUAGCAUCGAGAAAUUGGAUAGAAUUUUUCUACAGACACAAUGAAACCUUAUGUCAUGUGGAAACUUGCGGAUCUGGGGAUUGCCUUUUUUUAUCAUUACAAUAUUUAUUAGACAAGAAUGGAGUGCGAACUAAUAACGUUAUUCCAAAUGCAGCCGUCCCGGAGAGUUCGUUUCUUCCAUGGUAUAUACGAAAUGUCAAACAAACAGAUGAUCCCAAGUUUAAUGUUAAUGAUUUGAGAUACCUGAGUACGUUUUAUUUUAUAAAAUAUUUUCCUGGAUAUACUGAAGAUUACGAAAUAGAUGAACAAUUCAUAAAUGAAAAGUUUGAUCUUCUUAUAAAUCUGGAGUUCACUAAUUAUUAUUUGAAGAAGGAUUACCUAUAUAAAGUAAUGAAAGAUAAUAAAGAUGAUGAAAAGAACAAGUCUGUUCUCGUUCUCAUUUCCAACUAUAUGAAUAAGUACCUCUUCUCUGGUGGACGACCUCCCAUCGCUAAUACUGAGGAGGGUGCUGCUCUUUGUAGAUAUAACACUUGCCAGAAGGGAAACACGCAGGGUCCAGGCCCCAGCGGCAAUCACCGAAAUGGACGUGGAAACGGCUGGAUCAACGAAAAACGGGGCGGAGGGCCUAUCAGAGGCAGAGACCAGAAUGAUGAUGACGACCUGAAUGGAAACCACAACAGUAAAAAAAGGGGAAACCAGAUCGGUGGAGGAAAGGAAAACAGCCACAAAUCACCCAUCAGACGCAGUGGCAACAUGGGUAGCAGUGGUAAUUUGAGUAGUGGGCCUAGUGGAACCAGGAACAAAAAUGCCGGGGAUUUUCAAAACGUUAUGGAGGAAAGUGAAUCUUCCCUAAAUCCCAAUCGGGGUGAGCGCUCCUUGAAUUCGAACGUCCAACGGGGAAUGGAAUCCAUGAAAAAUAGCGACGACAACCUUAGUAUAAGCGGAUCACAGUCAGGCAACGCGGUGCUCGCAGACGAAGACAAAAAGGUGCAGUUCCAGAAGGUGGAAGAAGGAGGAGAGGGAAACACGUCCACAAAGGAUGCAUACUUCCGAGUGAGUUACGGGCCCAACCAAUCCCCAGAAAGCACGAGCACGGUGAAGCACGAUUCCGUCACUAUAUCGCUCAAGAGAAACAGUAGCGACCGCCUGAGCAGUAGCAGUGAUAGCAUCAACAGUAGCGACAGUGGGAGUCCCACCGUUCCGAGGAAUCAGCCCCUUCGCAUUUCAUCGAAAGAUAUUGAAAAAGACAGCGCGAAGGUUGCAGGCGCAAGUACGCUGAAAUAUACUGACAAGAGAAAAAACGUGGAGGUGUCAAAUUCAAAAUUCACAGAAAGUACGAAGGGUAAUUACGAACAUGUAGUCGUGCCACACUCAUCAGGCACGGAAGAGAGUACAGACACCGAGGAGAGUACAGCCACCGAAGAGAGUAUAGCCACCCAAGAGAGUACAGCCACCGAUAUGAUGAAGCCCAAAAGAUACUUAACCAAACAAGGGCUUCUAUGUACCACGCCGAGUUGUAGUCCUGAUAUCUCCGACAUACGAUUAGUGCAACAUGAAAAGGAUAAAAAAAGUCGUCUCUAUGACAAAACCAUAACACAAUCUGAAGAAUCCACAGAUGAUGCAGAAGAAAGCGAAAAAGAAAAUAAAAAUGGAGACGGCAUAGAUGAAGAACAUGAUUCAAACAAGCGAGACGACAGUGAACCUAAGGGCGAGAUGUCUGAUUAUAAUGACAUUUUAGAAGAAGUGCAUGAAGGGGGGUACAGAAUUUAUGAACUGAUCUUCUUCAAACUAGUAUCCCUAUCAGCAAACAAAAUGACAUAUGAUGAAUUAAAGGGUGUUAAAAAAAAAAAUAUUCAUACUUUAGUGGGUACAGAUCUCAAGUCGAAAAUAAUCGGUUCUCAUGUUUUCAUGAAAAAAAUAACACAAGGUACCAUACUCCCAUUUUUUAACUAUAUCAACCUUAAGAACAAAUUGAACAAUGUAAACCGAAAGUUGAAUUAUGCUAAUCCAGAUCUAUAUGUUAUUAUCACCAAGACAACAUUUAAUAAAGAAAUUACAAGACCAAAGGAUGGAUUAGUAACCAAAAGUUUACUGUUCAAACAUAAUGGAGACUGUAUAUCUUACUGGUCCAUUAAAAAUAAUCAUUACCAUUUUACUUGCGAUAAUAAAGUUAUUCAGACGAAAACCAUUGAGGAAAAGGCAUCUGCCUUUUUCUACGAAAGGACAAGGACAGGACACAUCCACUGGGGAGAUGAAACAGAUUAUGAUGGCUUCCAAAAAAUGUUUAAUAUUGGUUUAAUUACAUUUAUUAAUAAUAGCACCAAGUUUUUUUUUCCUAGAAAUACGUUCCAAGAUUAUCCUAUAUACUUUCUAAUUUACUUUUACUCUGGUGUUCACUUCGAACCGAGCAUCCACAUUUCGGUGCAGGACGACCAGGAGGUCUGUCGCUCCUCGUACGACAGGAACACCAUUCCUCCCUCCUUCCUGAAGGUCCCCAAGGAAUAG